AUGAAGCUGGAUGAAUUGCUAUUCCAGAGGACGAAUAAGCACAACAUGUCAUUGCCGCCUUUCAGUGAAAAUAAGAACUUGGUAGUUGUAGCUGGCGCUAGGCCGCAGUAUUUUGAAGUUGUCCUUGCCAACGUACAAAAUCAUUUUAGCGAGAAAUGGGACUGUCUCGUAUACCUGUACGAGGAUGAUAUACCACAAGAGUUUUUGAAUCCGCUCGAAGAAGUCUGCUUUGUCCACUUACUACCGAACAGGGAAUGGGGUGACUAUUUGUACUUAAUAUCACCCCCAUUUUCUGAUAAAUACAACCAUAUCGCGAUCAUGUUGGACGAUGUGUACAUGCCCGCUACCGGCAAAAGGCGAGUCGAUAUCCCUGAAAUGCUGUAUCGUAUGGAAAGGCAUGAGAUAAGCGUCCUGGGGCCUGCCAUAGCGGGUGCCCAUCGACUAACAAACCAACCUAGUUCCGAAGAGUGUAUGUACGAAGUGAACGAUAUCGAAGUGUUCAUGUCGAUAUAUAGCAAGGCUGCUUGGAGAUGUGCCUGGAGUUUUAUGGAGUAUUGGAACCACAGUGGAUGGUGUUUGGACAUUUGCUACGCAUCACUGUGUCCAGCAUUCAAGCAAGCGAUCGAUCACACAAUGGUGGCUUAUCAUUUGCCCGGACAAAAACCUGAGAAGGAUACUACAGAGUACGAUACAUCAAGUAUAAAGCGCCUGGGAGGGCGUACAUUGCAUGACAUAGUGGGUCUGACCGACGCUACGCCCACGUAUAACGGGGAAAAGACACUGUGUGAACUAAAUAAGUGUAAAAUGGAAAAGCCACAGAUGGAAAAGUUAUACUGUGGUAAUAAUGUCGCAGCGGAUAAGCCAGUUAAGGUGCGGGCGAAAGACCGCGGUAUCACAGAUAUUACAUAAUCCGAUAGCACGCCUUUUAUCGUUCUUCAUUUCCAAUUCAAGCAUAUAAAAUACUUUACAAUCGUA
Messenger RNA from Sphaeroforma arctica JP610, 975 nucleotides. RefSeq lists its product as hypothetical. NCBI's taxonomy places the organism in Eukaryota, Ichthyosporea, Ichthyophonida. The record is from RefSeq and is a predicted model, not a curated record. Bases 1 to 909 code for a protein of 302 amino acids. The transcript has a single exon.